CAGGGGUGGAAGACUGGUCCUUGUAAGACGCUACAAUGCCGGGGGUGAUAAAUAUGGACGAGUUGACAGAUGUGGAUAAGGCUAAAAUGGAAAGAGACCAAAAGAAGAUUGAAGUCAAGCUUGAGAGAUGGCUGACGUCUAAGUGCUGUACUGAGUUUAUGGAGGCCGUUCAGGCCGGUGUGGAAGACGACACCCUGGUCAAAGGCAUCGCAGAGGACAAGAACCCAUUCAAGGAGUUGAAAGGUGGAUGUGUCGUCUGCUGAAGAGGACAGGAGUCAGAACAGACAGAGGAGCUUUCCUUUCACCGAUUAGACCCUCUCUAGUGCACAAGGACAUUCCCCCUACCUAAGAAACAUUGCUGGAUCACCAUUAGCCAACCGAGAGGAAGCGAAAAAAAAAAAAAAAAAAAAAACAGAUGUACAUUUCUGAAUAUAUAAAUAUAAACCUCAUGAACCCAUGUAAAUGAAUCUCCCUGGAUUGAAGCAGUG
Molecule: messenger RNA, 488 nt
Organism: Coregonus clupeaformis (lake whitefish)
Lineage: Eukaryota; Metazoa; Chordata; Actinopteri; Salmoniformes; Salmonidae
Product: guanine nucleotide-binding protein G(T) subunit gamma-T1-like
Exons: 3
Coding region: 36-263 (75 amino acids)
Biological process (GO): G protein-coupled receptor signaling pathway
Cellular component (GO): heterotrimeric G-protein complex
Molecular function (GO): G-protein beta-subunit binding
Source: RefSeq, a predicted model, not a curated record